Molecule: messenger RNA, 1449 nt
Organism: Brassica rapa (field mustard)
Lineage: Eukaryota; Viridiplantae; Streptophyta; Magnoliopsida; Brassicales; Brassicaceae
Product: WAT1-related protein At5g40240-like
Cellular component (GO): membrane
Molecular function (GO): transmembrane transporter activity
Source: RefSeq, a predicted model, not a curated record
UUUACAACACAAUAGUGGGUUGAUUUGAUUUCGUUUGGCUUGUGGGUACUUUCAUCAUUUUUUGUAACGCUUCUUUACAACCAACUGUCAGCUAAAAAGAGCAUGUUUCUGCCAAGUGUCUUGGUUGCUAAAUAUGACCAUAUAAAUACUUAACCCACCGACACCAUUACUGCAACUUAACUCAUUCUGAGAUCAAUCUUCUAAGCCACUGAUCAUAUCAAUAUCAUAUAUAUCAUGAGAGGAGCUGGAGAAGAGACAAUGGCGUGGAGGUACUUAAGCAGAGAUGUUGUCCCGUUUGCUGCGAUGUUUACGGCGGAGUGUGCCAUUGUUGGGUCCAACACUCUGUUCAAGGCUGCCACUUUGAGAGGAUUGAGCUUCUAUGUCUUUGUCUUUUACUCUUAUCUUGUUUCAACACUUCUUCUUCUUCCAUUAUCCUUCAUCUUUGGAAGGUCAAAAAGAUUGCCUCCAUCCAAGUCUCCUCUCUUCUUCAAGAUUUUAUUAGUUGGGUUUCUCGGCUUCAUAUCGCAGAUAGCUGGAUGUAAAGGAAUAGAAUAUAGCUCUCCUACUCUUUCUUCUGCUAUCAGCAACCUCACACCAGCUUUCACAUUCACCCUUGCUGUUAUCUUCAGGAUGGAACAAGUGAGGUUAAGGAGCUCUGGGACUCAGGCUAAGAUCAUUGGUGCAGUAAUAUCUAUAUCUGGUGCUCUGGUUAUUGUGCUCUAUAAAGGCCCAAAGGUUCUUGCUGCUGCGUCUUUUACAUCUUCAUCACCUCCUACCAUUUCACUUCACCAGCAGCAGAUGACUUCAUUCGAGUCAAGCUGGAUUAUCGGAGGCCUUUUGCUUGCUUCACAGUAUUUUCUUAUAUCAAUCAUGUAUAUUCUUCAGACGCGGAUCAUGGAAGCAUACCCUGAAGAAAUAAGAGUAGUCUUCUUCUAUAACUUAAUUGCAACGCUUAUCUCUGCACCAGUGUGUUUCUUUGCGGAAACCGACUUGACUUCUUGGGUGCUUAAACCAGAUAUGUCCCUGGCUGCAAUCAUAUACUCGGGAGUCUUUGUUUCAUUGUUCAGCGCACUUACCCACACUUGGGGUCUGCAUCUGAAGGGUCCGGUCUAUGUAUCUUUGUUUAGGCCAUUGUCUAUUGCUAUUGCAGUUACCAUGGGUGCUUUAUUCCUAGGCGCUGCACUUCACCUUGGGAGUGUCAUCGGAUCAGUGAUUUUGUGCUUUGGAUUCUACACUGUGAUGUGGGGCAAAGCAAGAGAGAAUUCAACCAAAGCUGUUGCUGGUUUUGAGAACUCACCUUUUCUGCUUACACACGUCGUUGAAGACGAACACUUGUUAGUAAGAUAUGACUGAUGCAAGUGAUAAUCCUUAUGUUAUUAAUUUGUAAAAAAAAAAGUUUUCAGUAAUCCAAAAAUCAUACUCCCUCUGUUUAUAACAAGUGUCUCUUUA